AUGGGCAUCGCAUCAGGAAUCGGCCACCUCUUCCAGUCGGUCAUCGAGAUGAUCCAGGGCCUCUUCGGCGCCAUCCUCUCCUUCUUCGGCGCCAUCCUCAACGGCAUCCUCAGCCUGUUCCAGGGCUUCGUCAACUUCGUCGAGGGCACCCUCGGCUUCGCCAUCCACAACUUCUUCAUCCUCGGCACCGUCGCCGCUGCCGUCUUCGCAUACAUGCUCUACACGCAGCGCCAGGGAACCGCACCCAUCAGCUCCACACUCAAGAACAAGAAGGCCGCCUAA
This is a messenger RNA of Anthostomella pinea, 282 nucleotides long. The record is from the annotation of a GenBank genome assembly. Lineage: Eukaryota; Fungi; Ascomycota; Sordariomycetes; Xylariales; Xylariaceae.